AUGCGACUCCUCACAGCUCACGGGUGUAUGGUGGUAAUGCUGCUACUAGUAUGCAGUUCCUUGCUGACACUCGCUUUACCAAACAAGAAUCGCUACAACACGGUUAAAUCCUCAUCGAAGAAGGCGGAAGCUCCAAGGCAUUCCCUCGGAACCGGAGCUCGCACGGGGUUGAUUGGCGCGGGCGUACUCGGUGGCGUGCUGUCGUCCGGCAAGUAAAGGAGAAGACAGUAGAUGGCUCGAGGGGAGUGGGAGGGGGUGAGAGGAACAUCCUCUUAAGCCCCCCCCUCUCUCUCCAGCA
This is a messenger RNA of Anopheles nili, 298 nucleotides long. RefSeq lists its product as uncharacterized. The transcript has 2 exons. NCBI's taxonomy places the organism in Eukaryota, Metazoa, Arthropoda, Insecta, Diptera, Culicidae. Bases 1 to 216 code for a protein of 71 amino acids. The record is from RefSeq and is a predicted model, not a curated record.